GUUAGGCAAUGCCGGGGUCUAAACAAGCAAGAAGGUGGAAGAUGUUUAUAUGUUGUUCAAGCAAAAAUAUAAAGAAACCUUUGAAGAUAAGAAGAGGAAGUAGGGUAGAAGAGGAAAAAGAUGAGAUAUUUACCAAGGAUAACCCUAAGAACCUAAUCUCUACGUCUUACUCCAAAUCUGUGCCCAGGAAGCACCUGACCAUUACUACUGGUCCUUCUUCGAAGCAGGGUGGGACUGAGGAGAGCUUAUUUUUGCAAUCUCAGAAAACUCAUUUUCAGAUUGCUAAGCCUAAAUUUCAGAAAAUUGAAGAGAGCAAAGAAGAUGCACAGGUUAAAAAUAGGUCCACUCUUCCACCAUUAUGUAGGAAACCUAAAAUCAAGAAAAAGCGUAAACUGAGUGUCAAAUUAUCUAAAAGUUCUUCUUCAAGAAGAAUAUCAAAUUUUAAAAAUUCUGAGUCAUUCCAAACGGUUCAGCACAAUUUAAAUGAUAUGAUGACUAUGAACGGAGAUGUUACCAAGAAGGAUCUUCCUAAACGUCGAUCCCUAAAGUACUCAAACAGUAUGAACAACUCUGAUCAUGACUUCCAUGAAUUUGAGGAGUCUAAAAGCGAGACUCAUAGGAAAAGUUUGAGGAAGAAAUGCAAAAAACAUAUAAACGAUACUACUAAAGCAGUCACCUAUAAAUCCCUUCUGCAUUGCAUCCAGCCACAGAGGGGUAAUAUCGAAGCAACUGUUGCUAAAGCAGUCGAGAAUAAAGGCGAAAUCAAAAUUGGGUCUAAAAAGAUCUCAGAGAGAAAACCUAAACCAAGAACUACUAGGAAGAGAACUCAUCGAAAUGGCUUGAAGGUACUGAAAUCUGCCAGUAAUAUUCAAGUUUCACUGCCUUCUAUUAAGUCACUUGCGAAGAAGAAGUCCCCAAAAUAUGAUCCUGAGAAUAUAGAGGCUCCUUCGAUGGAGCAGGAGCCAUCUUUCUUGCAGAAAGAUAUCAACACUGAUAGUGCAAAUAUUCCUCCCGAGAUCGAUCUGAGUGAAAUCAGAGACAACAGAGAUCAAAGUGAGAUGGUAGACCAUCUUAGAGACAUCAGCUUUUUGAACGUAAUGGAUUCCAAUAUUGCUCCUUCAGGACAGUUUCUGGGUAAAAAGCCUUCAAAGAUCUCUGGAGAUCAGAAGAAAUACAUGGAUCGAAUUCUUAAUAAGAGAAGAGAGAUCAAUGCAUCAAUUAUAAAUAAAAACGUUAAGAACAUCAUUGAUACAACAAAGAAGUCUAAAGAACCCAAGCCCAUUCAUAACCCCCAAAGCCAGCAAGACUCUAUACUUCUAUCUCCAGGACAAAUUUAUUUGGAUGAGCAGAAAGAAUGUGAAGGAAGUAAGGAAAAGCAAGUGCAAGCAAUCCGGAAAGUACUGAACCCUAUCCCCCCUACAGACCUCAGUUUCCAGUCCUCCUCCGCUCACCACCCUCCCAAAGGCCCUAUCCAAGAAGUAGACCCCUUCCUGAUCCGUAAAAAUCGCCAAAACCCCUUCACUGACUGCCAAAGAGGCCCAAAGGUUAUAUAA
This is a messenger RNA of Moneuplotes crassus, 1553 nucleotides long. The record is from the annotation of a GenBank genome assembly. NCBI's taxonomy places the organism in Eukaryota, Ciliophora, Spirotrichea, Euplotida, Euplotidae.